Exaiptasia diaphana is the source of this 1179-nucleotide messenger RNA. RefSeq names its product short-chain collagen C4. NCBI's taxonomy places the organism in Eukaryota, Metazoa, Cnidaria, Anthozoa, Actiniaria, Aiptasiidae. Bases 118 to 1056 code for a protein of 312 amino acids. The transcript has 7 exons. The record is from RefSeq and is a predicted model, not a curated record.
UACUCAAACGGUUGUUCGAGCAAACUUGUACUCUAGAUUUGUAAGUGGACUCUCUCUUACCUCUAACUGGGAUUUAGAGCAAAACUACUCUUUAUAAGACAAGUUUUGGGUUUCAUAAUGUCGUUGAGAGAUAUUUUCGUGGUGCUGGCUGUGCUUGCUAUGUUUUGGGUGACUGAAAGCAAAGAUGUUGGCCUUGAAAAACGAAACCAAGUGAAUCCUACAACUAUCGGCGACGUAGCAAAAAUYUUGAACGAGUACGCCACAAGAAUAAAAGAACUGCAAUCAAAGAAAGGCUGGUGCAAGGAUGGGACUCCAGGAGCACCGGGGGCACCUGGGAAACCAGGCAAGGACGGUAGAGAUGGUCAACAGGGCCUACCAGGACCAAGAGGACGAGAUGGUCGUGACGGCCAACAUGGCGCCCAAGGUCCACGAGGAAGUCCUGGUUCACAAGGUCCACGUGGUGUUCAGGGACCAAUGGGCCAUCCUGGUCCUAAAAGUGGUGGUGUCAAGUACAUACGCUGGGGGAGGACCUCGUGUCCUUCUGGUGCUAACCUCGUCUACAAAGGUCGUGUAGGAGGAGAGCGUUACACCCAUACAGGCGGUGGUUCAAACUAUGUAUGCCUGACCGAGGCACCAAAAUACGCGAGCUACACAAAUGUCCUCAAAAAGUAUUCAGCAUUCAUGUAUGGAUCUGAGUACCAGGUUCACUCCACUGAACAUUCCAACCCGUUCAACAACAAAAACCUUCACGAUCACGACGUCCCUUGUGCUGUAUGCUUUGUUCCAAACCGCAACACUGAACUGAUGAUCCCAGCAACUUACGAGUGCCCCACGGGAUGGUCCAAAGAGUACUGGGGAUACCUUAUGUCGGAAUAUUACAAUCACGCUAAUCAGAGAAAUUAUAUUUGCGUUGAUCAAGAUGCUGAGCCUGUCAAGGGAACAAUCCACAAUCAUGACGGCGCGUUGUUGUACGGUGUCCAAGGAAGGUGUGGCUCUCUGCCUUGUCUUCCUUACGUGGAAGGACGGGAACUGACAUGCGUUGUGUGUACCAAGUAAAAUCGUGACAUGCACAAUACGCCAAGAUAUAUAUGUUCAUGACCCAUCAGUUUAACGCAAUAUAUAUUGUAAAAGAAUAAGUAAAUAAAACGCAGAAAAUGAAAUUAAAGAGUUAAAGUGAUU